AUGGAUGUUAACUCUCCAAAACCCAAUGUCCCGAAGCGACUGUCGGGCCCAUUCCCGUCUGGGCGAGCCCCGUCCCCGGGGCGAGAUCCUCGGCUUGGUAGCAUUGCUCGACAGGCCACUGGUCCUCAGACGUCAAGUACACAACAGACACACCAGCCGACUUCCACAAAUCCUCCUCUAGCUCCGAGGCCUCGCCCGAGAUCUCCCCCACGAGUCCCUCCUCCCUCGAUCGCCAACAAUGCGAAGGGCUCCAAGCCCACAGAAAGCCAAGAUGCCCCCAGUCAUCAAGGCGCGCUUUCAAUCUCAGACCUAGUCAACUCUCUUAUCAAAGUGAAUAAGGGCGAGGAACAAAGGGAACGACUUGAAAAGGAAAUAGCUUCCAUUACCAAAAAUCUAAACAGGGCGAAACAAGCCCAGCAAUUUCCGAGCACCAUUGCUCUCUUCCAGCAGCAGCUGGAUGCAGCCGAAACUGAAUUGGCUAACCAUGUCAAAUCGAUCACUCAAAACCAAUCUUUCUCGAAUCAGGCUCAGCGAGACUUAUUUGCAUCCUCAUCGCCGUCCAAGGCUCAGUCAUCGCUCGAACAGCUACCCGAGAGAGUUAAGAAACUGGAGUUCCAAUUGAACGGAAUCGCACAAACUGUUGGUUCAACUGCCAGCAUGGAGAAUUCCACCAAAUCAGACGCGGAAUUGACAGAUCUCCGAACGACCUUGCAAAGCCGGGACCAGAAUAUUACUGCAAUCACAGAAAAGCUGCAGAAAAUGGAAACUGCACUCCAAAAUCCUAAUGGACUUUCUGAAGCGUUAGAAUACAUCGGUAGAAUUGCGAACUCAGUCGGUCUCCAAUCAAAACGGAAUGCCCUCUUUACGGCCCGAGUUAUAACACUGGAGACCAAAGUGAAAGAUGUCGACAAAACCACCGAGGAGAAGGUUUCUACUGUCCGGAACAUGGUGGACGCCAUUGAGGACGAAAUGAAGGAUUGGAAUAAGCAGACAGAGGAGCACAUAUCAAUUCUCACUGGCAAAGUCCAAACUAUAAAACAGGAUGUCGAGGGGAAACUUUCUUCCCUCGGAGCCGAUCUCAGUUCGCUCAAAACCCAAGGUCCUACCUCUAGAAAUAGCGUGUUCACUCAUGCUUCGCAACUCGAGAUUGACCUAGAAGCUCAGAAAAGGCAGGCUAUAGAGCAGAUCGCUGCCCAAGAGGAUGUGCUCGCCUCACUUAAAAGCCAGCAGCAGAAUCUUAGUGACGGCGAUCGGCCAUCUUCAGGAGCCGCAACUCCAACUGGCACUGGCGCGCUGCAUUCAAGACUGACAUCGGUGGAGCAGAAGAUCAAGAUCCACGGAGAUCUUCUUACCAAUAUCAAGAAUCUCCACAGUGAGGUAGAUCGUCUCCGUCUGUCAGAACUGGCGACCGUACGCACUAGUCAAGCGUCGAGGCACGAUAUGCUGGAAAAGAAACAAGAUGUGCUGGAAAAGCAACACGCUAACACCUCAAAGAUGGUGGAUGACCUGACCAAAAAAUCGGAGGAAAUAUUCCAUAAGCAUGCAACACUGGAUAAGAGCGUUGCUGGGAUUCGGAAUAGCUUGUCAAAGGACGUGCAGCAGCUUCAAACCAACCUUCGGAACGCACUGAAUGGAGUCCAAACUCGCCUUAAUGCAGUUCCCGACCUUUCUCAGACUGCAGCGAAGCACGCGGGUCUGAUUGAAACUCACUCCAAGGGAAUUCGGUCAUUGGAACAACGAUGGGCAAACAUCACCACUUCCGAGUUGGUCAAUUCCAUGGCACGUGCCAUGCAGGAAAUGUAUCCCUCUGUCGAUCAGCUCGCUCAACAAUUCGCAGCCCAUCGAAGUGAAAUUGAGAACAGAAUUUCCACACUCAAGGAAAAUACAGCAAAAGCCCAGAUAGAUGCACAAACUGCUUUGGCCAAUGGAGACAAGUCUCAGGAAACACAGGUGUCACCCGAGCAGCUCCAGGAUCUGAAACAGCUUCCGAAUCUGCUCCUGAAAGUCCAAGAACUUUCAGACAAGCUUACGCCCCUUGAUGAACUUGUUAAGCAGCAUGCCCGUGAUUUACAGAGUAAUCUUGAAGCUCGGAAUGACCUACAGAACAAGCUCCAGGCUCAGGAUGACUUCAUCACAGACGUUGAUGGAAAAGUCGAGGAUAAGCUGGGAGAGUACGAAAACUUCACCGAGUCUAUCAAUAGGAUCCAGCCGUUGACUAACAAGGUCGAUGCGUACAUCUUACAUCUUGAAGAGUUCCGGAAGGAGCUCGAGAAGUUGACUAAAGCCUCUGAAGACUGGAAGACCAAUAAGAGCGAAGAUGUCAACGAUAUCAAAGCUCAUACCUUGCAACUUCAACGAGUCCAAAAUGAAAUUUCCGAGCUGACUAAAAUCUCCAAGGGACGGACAGCAAAUGAGCAAGCAGACCGUGACAAGUUCCAGCGUCACGUCUCGCAACUUGAGCAGGCCCAAAAAGAGGUCAAGGAUUGGAUAGAAAGCUUGAAGCAAGAGAAAGCCAAUAGCAACCAAGACCUUGAGAAGCUCAAUGAUCAUAUCUCGGAACUCAAAGAGCUUCAAAGCACAGUUAAAGGAUUGGCUGAAGCAGGAAAGCCGAUCCCAACCGAUAAUACAGAUCUUAAUAAGCUCUGCUUGCGACUGACAACUUUGGAAAAUCAAAUGCCAAAGGUAUUGGAUGAAAGCUUCAAAGAUCCGGAGGGGGGAUUGGAUAGCCUGGAAAAGGAACUCCAGCACCUGGAGAAGGGAUUUAAAGGCAUAGAGGAAUCAAUGAGGGGCUAUCUCAAACGUUUGAGAAAGGCCGAAGACGCUGUGAAGACCAUAAAAGACGCUGGAGCUGAAGCAAAUGAUGGGCAAUCAAGUUCCCCUUCAUACAUACCUUCUUUCGCUCCAAACAAUACCACAACUCCCAAAACAAUCCCCAUGGGACCUACGCUAGGUCGAUACCAGCCAGGCAAAAGCGAUGGGACGGCCCAGCUCGGCAGAUAUGAGCCAAUGUCUCCCAACCCCAAACAGUCCAAGCACGUGCGAGCUCAAUCGCAAGUGCCUAGUGGAGCCAGCGGCUAUUCAUUGCCACAUCAAGGCAAAACUGCAGAAAACCGCCAGGUUCAAAAUUUGAAGGGAAAGCGUCGAAUGUCAUCUGGACCUAGCUCUGAUGAUGAAGGAGACUCACAUUCAUCCUCUCCGGCGGUGGACUCCUCGCCGGCUCCUAGUUCUUCUGCCCCGCCGUUUUGGAGUCCAGACCCCAGCAAGAAGGAUAAGAAGAGGAAGAAGAGAGCGGCUCAGGCCGAAGAAAGCGCUAAGGCUAUGAAAAGAGCCAAAAAGCGCAAGCAAACUCCAAGAGAAUAA
Penicillium paradoxum is the source of this 3360-nucleotide messenger RNA. RefSeq lists its product as uncharacterized. The transcript has a single exon. The record is from RefSeq and is a predicted model, not a curated record. Lineage: Eukaryota; Fungi; Ascomycota; Eurotiomycetes; Eurotiales; Aspergillaceae. Bases 1 to 3360 code for a protein of 1119 amino acids.